CAACGAGCAACAACCCCCAUCAACUACAAUUUGAGAAACGACAGACAGCCUCCUUGCUGUCACUCUAGCCAAUAUGGCACCGCAUCAGGAUACAUUGUUCCGCUCCGCGGACAUGAGCCUGACGCAGUUGUACAUUGCCAACGAGAUAGGCAGAGAGGUUGUGAGCGCCCUCGGGGAGCUGGGUGUCAUGGACUUUAGAGAUCUCAACUCCUCCGUGUCGGCUUUCCAGCGCACAUACACGCAUGAGAUUCGACGUCUAGACAACGUGGAAAGGCAACUUCGAUAUUUCCAGGCGCAGAUGGACAAAGCUGGUAUUCCUAUGCGUUCGAUCUACGAGUUCGAUAAUGUCCUCGCCCCCCCCUCAGCCUCGGAGAUCGACGAACUGGUAGACCGCUGUCAAAGCUUGGAGAACCGUGUGUCCUCGCUCAAUGAGAGUUACGAGACUCUGAAGAAGAGAGAAGUUGAAUUGAUCGAAUGGCGGCAUGUGCUGUUACAGGCUGGUGGGUUUUUCGAUCGUGCCCGCGGCAACACAGAGGAGAUUCGACAAUCGAUGGACGAAAGCGACGACGCACCCUUGCUACGUGAUGUGGAAGGAAGCGGUCAGAACGGUGACGCGGUCGGUGAUAGAUCUUUUACUGCGAUGAACAUCGGCUUCGUUGCCGGUGUCAUUCCCCAGGAUAGGAUGGCUGCCUUCGAGAGGAUUCUAUGGCGCACCCUCCGUGGUAACUUGUACAUGAACCAAUCGGAAAUCGACGAAGAGAUAAUCGACCCGGAGACAAACGAGGGCACCAGGAAGAGCGUGUUCGUCAUCUUCGCUCACGGCAAAGAGAUCAUUGCGAAGAUCCGCAAGAUCUCGGAGUCGCUCGGCGCGGAUCUGUACAGUGUAGACGAGAACUCCGAACUUAGACGGGACCAGGUCCACGAGGUCAAUACUCGCUUAAGCGACCUAAACAGUGUUUUGCGUAACACAAAGCAGACCUUGGAUGCAGAACUGACAGCUAUAGGACGCACCCUCGUCAUGUGGAUGGUGAUCAUUAAAAAGGAGAAGGCAGUGUACCAGACUCUCAACCGCUUCUCUUACGAUUCUGCAAGGAAGACAUUGAUCGCUGAAGCUUGGUGCCCGACCAGCUCCCUAGGUUUGAUCAAGUCCACCCUCCAAGACGUUAAUGAUCGUGCUGGCCUCGCCGUUCCUACCAUUGUCAACCAGAUUCGCACCUCGAAGACUCCUCCUACUUAUGUCAAGACGAACAAGUUCACCCUGGCAUUCCAGACCAUCAUCGAUGCUUAUGGAACAGCUAAGUACACUGAAGUCAAUCCCGGCCUACCUACCAUCGUAACCUUCCCUUUCCUCUUUGCUGUCAUGUUCGGCGAUUUCGGCCACGGUAUUAUCAUGACACUUGCUGCCUGUGCCAUGAUCUAUUAUGAAAAACGCCUCCUUCGAAGCAAGCUCGACGAGUUGUUCUCUAUGGCUUUCUAUGGCCGGUACAUCAUGUUGAUGAUGGGCGUUUUCUCCAUCUAUACGGGUCUCAUCUAUUGUGAUGCCUUCUCCAAAGAGAUUCCGCUCUUCAAGUCUAUGUGGGAAUGGCCGGAGGAUUUCAAAGAGGGCGAAACUGUCACUGCGUACCGCCCCGACAGCGGCUACACGUAUCCAUUCGGCAUGGACUACAGGUGGCAUGACACCGAGAAUGAUCUCAUCUUCUCCAACAGCUACAAGAUGAAGCUCAGCAUUUUACUUGGCUGGGCUCACAUGACAUUCUCUCUUUGCUGGUCUUAUGUCAAUGCUCGCCACUUUAAAUCCCCCAUCGACAUUUGGGGCAAUUUUGUACCUGGCAUGAUCUUUUUCCAGUCCAUUUUUGGCUACCUUGUCUUCUGUGUUGUCUACAAGUGGUCCGUGGACUGGGUCGCUAUUGGCAAACCAGCGCCGUCACUGCUCAACAUGCUCAUUUACAUGUUCUUGCAGCCUGGUACGAUCGAAACUCCGCUAUACAGUGGCCAGGCCACCGUACAAGUCAUUCUAUUGCUGCUAGCCGUCAUUCAAGUGCCAAUCAUGUUGUUCCUCAAGCCCUUCUAUCUGCGUUAUGAGCACAACAAGGCGCGUGCUAUGGGAUACCGCGGGAUCGGCGAGUCGACGCGUGUCUCGGCAUUGGAUGAUGACGACGAAGAAUCGGGAAGCCCAACUCUCAACGGAGGCCGAGAAAGCUUCGGCGAUGAUGAGGACGGCGCCGCGCUCAUCACGCAGGACAUCGGACAUGGCGAAGGAGAAGGCCACGAGGAAUUUGAGUUCUCGGAGGUGAUGAUCCAUCAAGUUAUCCACACCAUUGAAUUCUGCUUAAAUUGCGUCUCACACACAGCUUCUUACCUGCGCCUUUGGGCUCUCUCAUUAGCACAUCAGCAGCUCUCGAUCGUUUUGUGGAAGAUGACACUUAAUAUUGCUUUUGGCAUGACGGGUGCAGCUGCCGUGAUCAUGACGGUCGCGCUGUUCUACCUUUGGUUUGUCCUUACAGUCUUUGUGUUGUGCGUCAUGGAGGGCACGAGCGCCAUGUUACAUUCUCUCCGACUGCACUGGGUUGAGGCAAUGAGCAAGCAUUUCAUAGGAGAUGGAGUGCCGUUUGUUCCGUUCAGCUUUAAAGUUUUGCUGGAGGAGGAACCAGUGGAAUAAUGCUUUUGUGUAGUCUGUACAUAAACUCUGUAGGGAUAGAUUUUCGCUUCAACUUGCGUAGAAAAUAAACAAGUCUACACCGGAUA
This is a messenger RNA of Verruconis gallopava, 2745 nucleotides long. Its product is annotated as V-type proton ATPase subunit A. NCBI's taxonomy places the organism in Eukaryota, Fungi, Ascomycota, Dothideomycetes, Venturiales, Sympoventuriaceae. The transcript has 5 exons. The record is from RefSeq and is a predicted model, not a curated record. Gene Ontology annotation, biological process: proton transmembrane transport; vacuolar acidification. Gene Ontology annotation, molecular function: ATPase binding; proton-transporting ATPase activity, rotational mechanism. Gene Ontology annotation, cellular component: vacuolar proton-transporting V-type ATPase, V0 domain; vacuolar proton-transporting V-type ATPase complex; fungal-type vacuole membrane. Bases 74 to 2659 code for a protein of 861 amino acids.